UGGCUUCUUAACUGUUCAUAGGCUGUUGGGUUGAUGCUCUCAGCACGGACGCCACGAUGUUUCAGCUCAGGUUGUUUGUUCACCAGCGCCUGUACGCUGCAGCUGAAGAGAUCCUCGGGCAGAUGGAGAACACCAUCACGUUAGUUUUGCACGAGGCAGACGUUCGAGCUAAAGAGGAGGCGGAAAGUCUGCGACACCAGCUGAAAUCAGCUGAAGAACUUCCAAUGACUAACAGUGCCGUCCAACAUGGAGAUGAAUGUGACUCCCCGCUGCUGCAGGAGUGCGAGGGACCCACAAACACAGAAGAGUCUGACUUCACACCGAGCCCUGAGAAUCCAGGAACCCCAGAGCCCACUGCAGAUCUAAGCAGUAACAGUGGGAACUGCUGCCUGGUGGAGAGGCCUGAGGUGAAGAUGGAGCAGGAGGAGCAUAGGAAUGAGAGUUUUUUCUCUCCUCCAGGAACUGUGAAAAGCGAGGAAGAACAGUCGGACACGCAAAUACAUGAAACGCAGAUGCUUUCUUCAAACUUGUCUGCAGCUGUUAGUGAGGAGACGGAGAGAGGAGAACAGGCCAUAACGGUGAAACAGAAAGCAAAGAUGAUGCAAGGAAAACGCAUCAGUGACAGCAAGAAAACCCAAGCAGCUUUGUCUUAUAAGAACUGCUCGGUUAAAAGGAAAAAAGGUCGCAAGUUUUGCCAUUUGUGCGGGAAGCGUUUUCACUACACCGCCUCUUUAAUGAAGCACAUAAAAACCCACGAGAAGUGUACCAGUUGCAUUAUUUGUGGGAUGAAAUACAGGUGUCCAAAAGAACUUGUUUUUCAUUUGAAAAAGAAACACAGAGAUGCAUAUUUUUGUGAUGUUUGCGGUAAAACUUUUUUCAAAGUCCGCAGCCUCCAGACUCACGAAAGAAAACACACACUGACGAAAGAGUUUGUGUGUCAGGAAUGUGGCAAAACUUACCGGUAUAAACACUGUUUGAUUACGCACAUGAAGAGCCAUUCUGGGGAGUAACCAUACCCUUGCGAUAUUUGUGGUAUGCGCUUUAGUCAAAAUUCAUACAUGACCAGACACAAGACCACCCAUAUGGGAGAGAAGCCUUAGCCUUGCUAUAUGUGUUCUUUGCACCUAAUCUCAAGUUGCAUUUGCAAACACGUAUCCAAGCAGGGUGAUGAGUGAUCCCUUUUUUUCCCGUCUAGUUGAAAUUGGAUAGCUUUUAAUAUCAUCCACUUAACACGACUGUGCCCAAUGUGGUGUCAGAUAACUGCAAUUCAUAAUGUUUGGUUUGCUUUAAAGACCAUUGCAUCAUUUCUACAGCUAUAUGCUGCUGUUUGUUAACAUGAUUUUGCUGUUUUCUUUUGGGUUUUUUAAAAUAAGCCUAGUGGGCUUUGAUGCAAGAUUAGUUCAACUUUGACUGCAUGAGUACGAGUAUAGAACAACACAUCUGCAGCUCUUGUUGCCCUCUGUGAUGUUCCGGUGUUGUGAGACUAAUUUCCACGGUUGACACUAAGGUUUAACAUCCUACUGUAUAACAUUACAGUGGUCUGCUUGUCUCUGGCUGCAGCCGUGGCGUGCAUACAUUUAUAUGGUAAAUGGUGUUAAAUCUAAUAUUGGUAUGUGUAUUGUCUCAGAUCUGUGGCUAAUGUAGAUACUGUAUGUGGAUUUUUUCAACAUGUUAUUACUUCAUAAAACUUUCUGCAUUUUGAUGGAUUAGAGUCUGGGAGUCCUUUGAAUGAAGGGAAAGAAGCUUUUGAUUUUUUUUUUAAACGAUGUCUUUACGAUGCCACAAAAGUAGGAAGUUCCGUAGAUUUCAUAGGGGCUUAUUUGUUUCUUUGUGUCAAUUUCCAACAGUUUUCCUGUUAUUUUGAAUUCCAGUAAAAUUUCUGAGAAAAUCCCUAAAUCAGGAUAAAGAAACUUCAUUUGUUUUUUGUAUUUAUCAACUACAAUACUUGAUCUAAUCACAAUAUUUGAUGAUCUCAUAAUGAAAAGACCUUUGUAAAUAUAUAUUUUUUAAAGUGUUAUGAAGAAGACAACAAUCAGAGACUCAGAAUGUCAACACACAUGCAGUAACUUAAUUAAACUUCUGCCAUCAUGGCUUUAAAAAAUAGCAUUAAAAGUCAUUCAGGUUGUUGCAGUUUCUUUUUUGGUGUGUUGGGAACUAGAUCACCACCCUCCAAAUGAGAUUGUGAUUGGGUGUAUCCUAAUAAUAAAUAACUUUUCUUUACAUUUUUAUCUACUUUAGCAAAUUUAAUUUUGUGCUAUUUUGCAACUGGCAGCAUGCUGACAUGCUGAAGUGAGAUUGUGAUGUUCUUACAUUUAAAUGCUUGAAUGUUUACUUUGCAGGAUGAGAGAUCAAAAUAAAGAGGAGCAGUUAUGUGAGGCUGUGGAUAGCAUCAAGGAGAGCGCUCUCAGUGGUGCUUAAUGGACUAGUUUUGAGAGAAUUGCUGUUUAAAACUGGCCCCUGGGCUCAGAUUACACAUGAAAGAGAGGGUCAUUUUGAUAAUAGUUCUUUCAAAGCAGUUCUUGACUGCAACAAUGAGACUUAGCAAGAUCAAAAAAGUACGAACACUUUAUAAGAGUAGAGGAGCUACUAAAAGCACACGACAGCCUAAACCCAUUCACAGUGUUAACUGAGUGUUGUUUUUUGCCCUGGCUCAUGUUUCUUAUUAAGUGCACCUGCUUAAAACCCUGUUUGCCUUUAGAGCUGCUCAAAGUCUCUUAAAUCACCUCCCUUCAUCUUUCUGAUGCUCAUUUAGAAACUCAUGUUGCAGUUUGAACUGGAUUAAACACCCUGAUUAUUAAUUUUCAGUUGGAUGAAUGAAACACCUGCAAUCUCUCUGCAAUUACUUGGUCAUCUCCAGUGAAGGUGAAAGAUCAGAAGGGUUAUGACGAAAUAAACCUGACCUCUCAACUGGAGCCACUUCUGACAGUACACGGACUAUGCUGUCUUUGCACCUUUGUUAAAUGUAGUAUUUAGAUUACUUCUGAAUCACUGAAUGUUGUUUUUAUGUUACACCGUGAGCCCAAAAAAGCCACGUAGGUCUGUUCCCCUAUGACAGGGGUAGGGAACUCCAGGCCUCGAGACCGGGUGUCCGACAGGUUUUAGAAGGGUCCUUGAUCCAACACAGCUGGUUUAAAUGGCUUAAUUACCUCCUCAACAUGUCUUGAAGUUCUCCAAAGGCCUGGUAAUGAACUAAUCAUUUGAUUCAAGUGUGACAUCUAAAACCUGCAGGACACCUGCUCUCGAGGCCUGGAGUUCCCUACCCCUGUCCUAUGAGAUCACAGGAGGGGCCAUAGGGGUUUGGUGCUUAGUGGAUUGGGUGGCAGUCAGAGGCAGAGGUCUUGGCCCUCCAAUCUCUGGCCUCCAAAAUUGACUUGUGGUGCAUGGAAUGUCACCUCGCUGGUGGGGAAGGAGCCCAAGCCUGGUGUGUGAGGUUGGGAGUUAGCAACUAUUUAUAGUCUGGCUCAUCUCAAUGCAUAGCUCAGGCUCUGGAACCAGUGUUGAGAAGAGGGUUUAGACUCUGUUCCACUCUGGAAACAGGUCCUGACUAUCGAUGGUGCCAAUACACCAAAUGACAGUUCAGUUGUUGUUGUCUGUGUUUUUGCAUCUUAUCUCCCACCUGAGACGGACGGCAUGACGUUUUAGCCGAGGUCAUUUGUUCACCAGCAGCUGUACGCAGCAAAGGAGAUCCUCGGACAGCAGGAGAAAACAAUCAUAGAAGUUCUGCAUGAAGCAGAAGUUAAUCAACUCUAAUGAUGAGGGAGAAAGUCUGCGACACCAGAAAUCUGGUUCAGUUCUUUAGAUUGUUUUUCUAGGCGUAUCGAGUGGAAGCUUUAUAGGUAACUUUGUAACCAUGGAUAGUACUACACACAUGCACACACAGUCAAUGUACAUAGUACCAGAAAGCUACACCGCUGCUGUAACGAAGCAAAUAAAAACAUACAAGUAAAAUACUCACAAAGCAUUUUUGCGACGUUUGUGGUAAGACUUCUUGCAGUAUGCAUGGACUCCAGAUUCAUUAAAAAAACACACACACACAUUAGUGUGCCAAGAAUGUGGCAAAAUACUUCACCGCAGAGAUAAUCUCACUGUGCAUGUGAGGACCCAAUCUGGGGAGAAACCGUACCACUGUGGAGAGUGUGGCAGACUUUUUUCUGCAAGCAGUCGCCUGAAAAUACAAAUGAGGUACCAUUCAGGAAAACAAAUGGACCCUUGUGAUGUUUGCAGACCACACAUGUGGAAGAAAGGCCUCACACCUGCAAUUUUUGUAACUUUACAGUACUCUCUUUGCCUCUAGCUGUAAUUUUAAUUUGAACUAAGCAAAUAUAUUA
Pelmatolapia mariae (spotted tilapia) is the source of this 4328-nucleotide messenger RNA. Its product is annotated as zinc finger protein 184-like. Gene Ontology annotation, biological process: regulation of transcription by RNA polymerase II. The record is from RefSeq and is a predicted model, not a curated record. The transcript is spliced from 3 exons. The coding region runs from base 57 to 1010 and encodes 317 amino acids. Gene Ontology annotation, cellular component: nucleus. Gene Ontology annotation, molecular function: RNA polymerase II transcription regulatory region sequence-specific DNA binding; DNA-binding transcription factor activity, RNA polymerase II-specific. Lineage: Eukaryota; Metazoa; Chordata; Actinopteri; Cichliformes; Cichlidae.